AGAAUAAUACCAGCUGGUUAGUCAGAUAAAUACUAUUAUACACGAAUAACCGUGAGUUGUUCAAAACUAAAAUUUUCCGAAUGUUUUUAGUUGCUAAACUUUCAAUAAUAGAGAAAAAAUUAGUAAUCAAGCAUCAAAAUGUCACGGCAUCGAGGUAUACGUUCGAUGAAUUAUUCUGAUGAAUACGACGGCUAUGACGAUGUAUACGGACACUCUGUAGAAGAUGAUUACUGCAUGUCUCCUGGAGCUGAUGAAUUUUUGUUCGACCGUAACAAGCAGCCGAACAUCGCUUCCUUCAUCAACGAGCCUGAUAUUAAAGAAGACAAUGAAGAUGAUGAUGAUGAUAACAAAGCUUCAGCUUUGCCCAAAAAACCUGAGUUGUCUGAACUUGACACUGCUAAGCUAAUGUCCUGUAUUGAGGUGGUGAGAAACGUUAUCGGGGAUACUGUUCCUGAUUCAAUACUCACUGAGAAAAUAAUUGAAUGCAAUUUUGAUGCUGAAGUCGCUCUGGAUAAUAUUCUUAAAUCUUCGCCUCCUAAAUAUCAGUCUGAUGCAGCCAAGGCCAAAGAUCGCAUAGAAGCACAAUCAGGUAUCAAGAUAAAGCCAACAGUACAAGUAACAACGCCAUCAGCGAGAGUAGUAACGCCAGCAAAAGCACGCACAAUUACAAAAGGGUUUGAUUUGAAGAAUAACAUUGACAGCGAUUUACUGCACGCGCGUCAAGAAAGCCCGAGAUCACUGAGUCCCUUAGAGGCGUCAGUGAACUCUUCAACAGGUCCUAAAGGAAAAGACGAAGGGUUCAAGAAAAAUUUCAACGUUUCGAUACCAAAUUCACCACGUUGUCAAUCACCACAGUCAGGACGCGUUACUCCGGAAAAUAAAUCUAAGAGCGCUGAAGAUAAGCGUGAUGUUGCAGCUAUUUAUAAAGACAAGCGCGGAGACGCUAAAGAGCAACUGCAUCUCGUGGUUGUGGGCCAUGUUGAUGCUGGAAAAAGUACUUUACUUGGACGAUUGCUCUGCGACUUAGGACAAGUUUCGUCAAAGUUGAUCCAUAAGUAUCAGCAGGAAAGUAAGAAAAUUGGUAAACAAUCUUUUGCUUAUGCUUGGGUCCUUGAUGAAACUGGAGAAGAAAGGGAGAGAGGAAUAACAAUGGAUGUUGGAUACACAAAGUUUGAAACUGAUACUAAAUCAGUAACUCUUCUCGACGCUCCGGGACACAAGGACUUUAUUCCAAAUAUGAUUAUUGGUGCUACACAAGCUGAUGUAGCUUUAUUGGUGGUCGAUGCUACUAGAGGCGAGUUUGAAACUGGUUUUGAUAGUGGUGGUCAAACUAGAGAACAUGCUCUUCUUCUUCGUUCAUUAGGUGUUUCACAGAUAGCAGUGGUAGUAAACAAGCUGGACACCGUAGACUGGUCUAAAGAAAGAUUCGACGAAAUAUCUGAAAAAAUGAGUGUCUUUCUAAAACAAGCAGGUUUCCGAGAUACCGUGACCUUUGUUCCUUGCAGCGGAUUAUCCGGAGAAAACCUUGCGUCUCCUUCAAAAGCUCCGGGACUCACGAGUUGGUACAGCGGACCAACUCUACUCAAAGUUAUCGACAGCUUCAAAUGCCCGGAAAGGCCAAUUGCUAAACCCUUCCGCUUUUCUGUUAACGACGUAUUCAAAGGCACCGGUUCGGGAUUUUGCAUUUCAGGUCAUGUUGAGGCAGGGAUGGUAGCUGUCGGUGAUAAAGUAUUGCUUCUACCUCGUAAUGAAAAUGGAAUUGUCAAAGGAAUACUUGCCGAUGAAUUGCCAAUUACAAAUAGCUUUGCCGGAGACAAUAUCUCUCUGAUAAUUUCAGGAAUAGAGCAGCAGAACAUAGGAGUCGGUGACAUAAUUUGCAAUCCUCAGAAGCCGAUACCUGUAACAACUUGCUUCGAAGCUCAUGUUGUUAUUUUUUCAAUUGCAAUGCCAAUUACUAAAGGACUUCCAGUAGUACUUCAUUCCCAGUCAUUAGUAGAACCCGCAGUUAUUACAAGAUUAAUCGAGCAACUCCACAAAAGCACUGGGCAAGUUAUAAAAAAGAAACCGAGGUGCUUGCCCAAAAACUCUAGCGCUACUAUUGAAAUUUCAACUCAACGACCAAUUUGUCUAGAGCUCUACCGUGAUUUUAAACAACUCGGUAGAGUUAUGCUUCGCUUAUCCGGCACGACAAUCGCCGCUGGGCUUGUUACAAAAAUAAAAAAUAAGUAAUUCAUUUUACAUUAUACAUUGCAUACUUUAUAAGUGUAAGUUAAUAUAUCGUUAAACCAUAAAUAACAUUUGUAAAUACAAAUACAAUAUGUUUAAACUUUAAACUAAUCGAUUUGUAAAAUGAAUUUUUAUAUUUUGAUUUUAAAAAAUAAAAGUAUUGCGGUAAUUUAAUUUAAA
Molecule: messenger RNA, 2406 nt
Organism: Cotesia glomerata
Lineage: Eukaryota; Metazoa; Arthropoda; Insecta; Hymenoptera; Braconidae
Gene: HBS1
Product: HBS1-like protein
Exons: 8
Coding region: 139-2229 (696 amino acids)
Biological process (GO): translation
Molecular function (GO): GTPase activity; GTP binding
Source: RefSeq, a predicted model, not a curated record